This is a messenger RNA of Mus pahari (shrew mouse), 1630 nucleotides long. RefSeq names its product ST3 beta-galactoside alpha-2,3-sialyltransferase 6 (gene St3gal6). Gene Ontology annotation, biological process: glycolipid biosynthetic process. NCBI's taxonomy places the organism in Eukaryota, Metazoa, Chordata, Mammalia, Rodentia, Muridae. The coding region runs from base 538 to 1533 and encodes 331 amino acids. Gene Ontology annotation, molecular function: beta-galactoside alpha-2,3-sialyltransferase activity. The record is from RefSeq and is a predicted model, not a curated record. The transcript is spliced from 11 exons.
CAGCCGCCGGGGUACCCGGAGCCCGGCGCGGAGGGCUGUAAGGGGAAUGUUGGCGGUCUCAGUCUCCUGGCCAUACUGCGCCUCGCUCAGCUCCGCUCCUCGGCCACAUCGGGGGUGGGGGUGGGGGAAGGGAUCGCGUCCUUGUCACCCCGCUAGCUAAGGCUUCCGUUCGCCGCCUGCUCCGGACCCGAUGCGGCAGACGCCACGGGACAGACAGAAGCGCGCUGCGGAGAGCCCCGCACAUGCCUCUGCGGUGACCGAGCUCGGGCCUCGGCAGCAUGCACAAGUGAAGCAACAGCAAAGCCCCUCAUCGUGGAUUAUUUCCAGCAUCAAGACCUCCACAUGUCAGCAGGAGGCUCCUGAGGCAGUCCACCCUCCUCCAACUCUCCUCGCUACAUCCUUCAGAAAGAGAGGGUCUUCAGGAAACACACCCUAGAAGUGCAGAUUUAUUUACUAAUUCAUGUAUUUGAACCAUCGUGAAAGACCUCUGCAUAUUCAUCUCUCCUCGCUUUGGACCCUGUUUCAGGCAGGCCAGUCAUGAAAGGGUACCUGGUGGCCAUAUUCCUGAGUUCCAUCUUCCUCUAUUACGUACUAUACUGUAUACUGUGGGGAACAAAUGGCUAUUGGUUCCCAGCAGAAGAAAUGAGGACUAGAAACAAUGUCAAUAAUUGUUUUAAAAAGCCAGCUUUCGCCGAUCUUCUGAGAUUCCCCCAGCUUUACCCAUUUCUGUGUAGAGCUGACUUUGAAAAGGUUGCUGCCAUGUCCGGUACCAAUAAUUUUCUGUUGCCCUAUGGAAUAAAGAACUACGAGACAUAUUUCAGCUCGGCCCUUUCAAAACUGCAGAGUUGUGAUCUCUUUGGCGAGUUUGACAGAGUGCCAUGUAAAAGGUGUGUGGUGGUUGGUAAUGGAGGAGUGUUGAAGAAUAAGACAUUAGGAGCAACAAUCGACUCCUAUGAUGUAAUAAUAAGAAUGAACAAGGGUCCUGUCUUAGGCCAUGAAGAGGAAGUUGGGAAGAGGACCACCUUCAGGCUUUUUUAUCCAGAGUCUGUCUUUUCAGACUCCAGUCACUAUGAUCCCAAUACCACAGCAGUUCUCAUUGUGUUUAAGCCACAGGAUUUAAGGUGGCUGGUGGAAAUACUGCUAGGUAAAAAAAUAAAUACUGAAGGGUUUUGGAAGACACCAGCCUUAAAACUGAUCUAUAAACAAUACCAAAUCAGAAUAUUAGAUCCAUAUAUCAUCAGAGAAGCAGCUUUUCAAAUGCUCCAUCUUCCUAGAGUAUUUCCCAAAGAUCAGAAACCCAAACACCCUACAACAGGAAUUAUUGCCAUCACAAUGGCAUUUCACAUAUGCAGUGAAGUGCACCUCGCUGGUUUUAAGUACGACUUUUACAGACCCAACAGUCCCUUACACUACUACGGGAAUGCCACCAUGUCUGUGAUGAAGAAGAGUGUGUAUCACAACGUGACCGCAGAACAGCUCUUUUUAAAUGACAUUAUAAAGAAAAAAAUGGUCAUCAACUUGACUCAAAAUUGACCCCACGGAUCCGAAAGAUGAUGCUAAACAGUAUUAGUUUUAUUUUUGUACUGCAAAUUUUAGUUUAUUUUUAAAUAUAUUGGAUGAACUUAUCAAA